AUGGCGCCCUCACUGGAAGAGCCGGUCCAGGUCGACCUCAAUGCGCCCCUCAAAGCUGCGCCCAAGCUUGUUGCUCCAGAGCCAGAGCACUGCCCAGGUCCCGAGUCCCAACAAGCAGGCCAAGCCGACUCCUGUGCCGGCUGUCCCAACCAGGCUAUAUGUGCCUCUGCGCCCAAAGGCCCCGACCCCGACAUCCCCCUCAUAACCGCCCGCCUCUCCUCCAUAACCCACAAGCUCCUCGUCCUCAGCGGCAAAGGCGGCGUCGGCAAAUCGACCUUUAGCACCAUGCUCGCACACGCCUUCGCCCUCAACCCCAACUCCACCGUCGGCCUCAUGGACACGGACAUUUGCGGCCCCAGCAUCCCGAAAAUGAUGGGCGUCGAAGACUCGACCAUCCACGUCACGUCUUCGGGCUGGGAACCCGUCUGGGCCACGGACAACCUCGGCGUCAUGAGCGUGCAAUUCAUGCUGCCCAACCGCGACGACGCCGUCAUCUGGCGCGGUGCCAAGAAGAACGGACUCAUCAAGAAAUUCCUCAUGGACGUCUCCUGGGGUGCCCUCGACUGGCUCGUCGUCGACACCCCACCCGGCACCUCGGACGAACAUCUCAGCGUGAACGCGUACCUCAAGGAAACCGGCCUCACCGGCGCCCUCGUUGUCACCACUCCCCAGGAAAUCGCCCUCCUCGACGUCCGCAAGGAAAUCGACUUUUGCAAAAAGGCAGGCAUCCGCGUCCUCGGCCUCGUCGAAAAUAUGUCUGGCUUUGUCUGCCCGAAUUGCAGCCAUGAGGCUCAGAUCUUUCGUGCUAGUACCGGCGGCGCUCAACGGUUGGCGGCGGAUAUGGGGAUCCCAUAUCUUGGGGCUGUCCCGUUGGAUCCGCGCAUCGGUAUGGCCUGUGAUUAUGGCGAGAGCUUCUUGUCUGCGUAUCCGGAUAGUCCGGCGUGUAGGGCGAUCCGCGAAGUGGUGAGGAGGGUGGGCGAGGAGGUGGGGUUGGGGCGGGACGAGGUGUUGGGGGACGAUGAGGGGGAGGAGUAG
Molecule: messenger RNA, 1035 nt
Organism: Plenodomus lingam JN3
Lineage: Eukaryota; Fungi; Ascomycota; Dothideomycetes; Pleosporales; Leptosphaeriaceae
Gene: NBP35
Product: cytosolic Fe-S cluster assembly factor nbp35
Biological process (GO): iron-sulfur cluster assembly
Cellular component (GO): cytosol
Molecular function (GO): ATP-dependent FeS chaperone activity; 4 iron, 4 sulfur cluster binding; ATP binding
Source: RefSeq, a predicted model, not a curated record